AUGUCUGACUUUGGCGAUGAGGACAACGCUGGUGGCGCUGACGAGCCCAUGUACGACGAGGACGACGCCCAAGACUACUACGACCCCGAGGUCCCCGAGGCCGAGGAGGAGGUCGACGCCCGCAACGGCGGCGCGGGCGGCGACGACGACGACGAGGAGCCCGACGUGAUCGUCUCGGGCGACCCCAACGCGGCGGCCGGCGCGGGCAAGGGCGGCGCCGGCGGCGACAAGUCGCACAAGGACAAGAAGAUCCCCACCGAGGAGCGCACGACGACGCCCUACAUGACCAAGUACGAAAAGGCGCGCAUCCUCGGCACGCGCGCCCUGCAGAUCAGCAUGAACGCCCCCGUGCUCGUCGACCUCGAGGGCGAGACGGAUCCUCUCCAGAUCGCGAUCAAGGAGCUCCGAGAGAAGAAGAUCCCCCUGAUCGUCCGGCGCUACAUGCCCGAUGGAUAG
Messenger RNA from Thyridium curvatum, 456 nucleotides. RefSeq lists its product as uncharacterized. The coding region runs from base 1 to 456 and encodes 151 amino acids. Gene Ontology annotation, molecular function: DNA-directed RNA polymerase activity; DNA binding. Gene Ontology annotation, biological process: DNA-templated transcription. NCBI's taxonomy places the organism in Eukaryota, Fungi, Ascomycota, Sordariomycetes, Thyridiales, Thyridiaceae. The record is from RefSeq and is a predicted model, not a curated record. The transcript is spliced from 2 exons. Gene Ontology annotation, cellular component: RNA polymerase II, core complex; RNA polymerase I complex; RNA polymerase III complex.